Malus domestica (apple) is the source of this 1073-nucleotide messenger RNA. NCBI's taxonomy places the organism in Eukaryota, Viridiplantae, Streptophyta, Magnoliopsida, Rosales, Rosaceae. The record is from RefSeq and is a predicted model, not a curated record.
CCUGUUAUUGUAAGCAGUAUCUAAGUUAAAAAUGGCUUAUGGCUUCCUCCUCCUCCUAUUAUUUGCUUGCACUAUAUUUACAACAAAUGUUCAAGCAUGCAACCAAACUGAACGCAUCUCUCUAUUAGCUUUCUCCCUCACUCUAUCUUCUUCUUCCGUAAAUUGGAGUAGUUCUGUUGAUUGUUGUCGUUGGAACGGCAUCACUUGUAAUCAAGAGGGUUGGGUCACCCAUUUGCUCUUACCCUCCAAAGGGCUCACAGGAGGAAAAAUUCCCUCAUCAAUGACGAGCCUUAACUUCUUGAAAGAAUUUAACGUAUCGUACAAUAAUCUCGAAGGACAAAUACCGACGGGCACGCAGCUUCAGAGCUUCAGCACUUCUGCAUUUGAGGGGAACCCUAAACUUUGUGGUGCUCCACUUCCAAAUGUGUGCGAAGAAAUUGGUGCAGAUAAUAAGAACAAAGUCAACCAAGAUGUGGACAAUGAAGGCGACAAGCUUCCUUGGAUUUAUAUCUUUGCAACCCUAGGUUUCAUUGUUGGAUUUUGGGGAGUUUGCGGUUCUUUAGUUCUUAAGAAGACAUGAAGGUAGGCAUAUUUUUGGUUCCUUGAUAAUGUAUGAGUGAAGAUGGCAGUGUGCAUGGCCAGGCUGAAAAGAAGGUUUAGGGACUAGAUUCUACUUUUCAUUAUAUAUUUUUCUUUUUCAAUAAAACUAUUUGGAUACACAAAAUCAACACACUUGGUGACACACUCUCUAAUAGAGUGGAAUCUUAUCAUUGUAUGUGGACUGCAGUUGUAUGAGGGAGUGUGUAAACAAAUGUGUUAAUUGUGUAUAUCCAAAUAGUAUGACUCUUUUAGGUUUUAUUUGUUUGUUUUCAUCAUGAUGUAAGGAUUGUUCUAAUAUAUAAUAGUUCAAUGAAACUAUUUGGACACACACAAUUUACACAACUGUAGGUGAGACUCAAUAUUAGGAAACUCACCUAAUAUUUGUAAGAAUCCUAGUUUAGUUGUGACAAUUUUCACGUUGAAUACUUUGUUCUAAUAUAUACAGUUCCUUUAAAGCUUUUCCACAACUGUAG